Drosophila persimilis is the source of this 3282-nucleotide messenger RNA. RefSeq names its product AP-1 complex subunit beta-1 (gene AP-1-2beta). Gene Ontology annotation, cellular component: clathrin adaptor complex; membrane coat. The coding region runs from base 93 to 2867 and encodes 924 amino acids. Gene Ontology annotation, biological process: vesicle-mediated transport; intracellular protein transport. The transcript has 3 exons. Gene Ontology annotation, molecular function: clathrin binding. NCBI's taxonomy places the organism in Eukaryota, Metazoa, Arthropoda, Insecta, Diptera, Drosophilidae. The record is from RefSeq and is a predicted model, not a curated record.
GCAAAGAAAAAAAGCAAACAAUACAUUUUUUAGCCCGAAAAAAGCUAGUUUUACAGAAAGAUCUACCUAGUUCGUAGAGCAGAGCUGACAAGAUGACCGAUUCCAAGUAUUUCACAACUACCAAAAAGGGCGAAAUCUUCGAGCUCAAGUCCGAGCUGAACAAUGACAAGAAGGAGAAGAAGAAGGAGGCAGUGAAGAAGGUGAUUGCCAGCAUGACCGUCGGCAAGGAUGUGUCCGCCCUCUUUCCCGAUGUCGUUAACUGCAUGCAAACCGAUAAUCUGGAGCUUAAGAAGCUGGUCUACUUGUAUCUGAUGAACUACGCCAAGUCGCAGCCAGACAUGGCCAUCAUGGCAGUGAAUACGUUUGUGAAGGACUGCGAGGACUCCAAUCCGCUGAUCCGUGCCCUGGCCGUGCGCACGAUGGGCUGCAUACGGGUGGACAAGAUAACCGAGUAUCUGUGCGAGCCGCUGCGUAAGUGUCUGAAGGAUGAGGAUCCCUAUGUGCGCAAAACGGCGGCAGUGUGCGUGGCUAAGCUGUACGACAUAUCGGCCACCAUGGUAGAGGACCAGGGCUUCCUCGACCAGCUAAAGGACCUGCUGUCCGACUCCAAUCCGAUGGUCGUGGCCAAUGCGGUGGCUGCCCUCAGCGAAAUCAACGAGGCCAGCCAGUCGGGACAGCCGCUGGUAGAGAUGAACUCAGUGACCAUCAACAAGCUGCUGACGGCCCUCAAUGAGUGCACAGAGUGGGGUCAGGUGUUCAUCCUGGACUCCCUGGCCAAUUACAGCCCCAAAGACGAGCGCGAGGCGCAGUCGAUCUGUGAGCGAAUCACGCCUCGUUUGGCCCAUGCCAACGCUGCCGUGGUUCUCAGUGCCGUCAAGGUUCUGAUGAAGCUUCUCGAGAUGCUGUCCAGCGACAGUGACUUCUGUGCCACGCUCACCAAGAAGCUGGCCCCGCCCCUGGUGACGCUGCUUUCCUCGGAGCCAGAGGUCCAAUACGUGGCCCUGCGCAACAUCAACCUUAUUGUCCAGAAGCGUCCCGACAUCCUCAAGCACGAAAUGAAGGUGUUCUUUGUGAAGUACAACGAUCCCAUCUACGUGAAGCUGGAGAAAUUGGACAUUAUGAUUCGUCUGGCCAACCAGAGCAACAUUGCCCAGGUGCUCAGCGAACUGAAGGAGUACGCCACCGAGGUGGAUGUCGAUUUUGUGCGCAAGGCGGUGCGCGCCAUCGGUCGUUGUGCCAUCAAGGUGGAGCCAUCGGCAGAGCGCUGUGUCUCUACCCUGCUCGAUCUCAUCCAAACGAAGGUCAACUAUGUGGUGCAGGAGGCAAUUGUCGUCAUCAAAGACAUCUUCCGCAAGUAUCCCAAUAAGUACGAGAGCAUUAUCAGCACCUUGUGCGAGAAUCUGGACACCCUGGAUGAGCCGGAGGCACGUGCCUCGAUGGUUUGGAUCAUCGGCGAGUAUGCCGAGCGCAUUGAUAACGCAGACGAGCUGCUCGACAGCUUCCUCGAGGGCUUCCAGGAUGAGAAUGCCCAAGUGCAGUUGCAGUUGCUCACGGCUGUGGUGAAGCUCUUCCUUAAGCGUCCAUCGGAUACCCAAGAGCUGGUGCAGCACGUCCUCUCGCUGGCCACCCAGGAUUCGGACAAUCCCGAUUUGCGCGACCGUGGAUUCAUCUACUGGCGUCUGCUCUCCACAGACCCGGCCGCCGCCAAGGAAGUUGUGCUGGCGGACAAGCCUCUCAUCUCGGAGGAAACGGAUCUGCUGGAGCCGACGCUGCUAGACGAGCUCAUCUGUCAUAUCAGCUCGCUGGCCAGCGUGUACCACAAGCCACCAACGGCCUUUGUGGAGGGACGAGGAGCUGGCGUACGUAAAUCUCUGCCAAACCGCACGGCUGGAGCCGGCGUAAGCAGCGGGGCAGGAGAUCAGCAAGAGCCGGGAGCCGGAUCGGAGGCCAUGGUCAUACCCAACCAGGAAUCGCUGAUUGGGGAUCUGCUGUCUAUGGACAUCAAUGCCCCCGCCAUGCCCGCCGCGCCAACCGCUACAAGCAAUGUGGAUCUACUAGGCGGUGGCUUGGACAUACUGCUGGGUGGCCCACCAGCUGAACCAGCCCCGGGCGGCGCCUCCAGCCUGCUUGGCGACAUCUUUGGCCUGGCUGGCACCUCCCUUUCUGUGGGCGUUCAAAUCCCGAAAGUCACGUGGCUGCCAGCUGAGAAGGGCAAGGGCCUGGAGAUCCAGGGCACUUUCUCCCGCCGCAACGGUGAAGUCUUCAUGGACAUGACGCUCACCAACAAAGCCAUGCAGCCGAUGACGAACUUUGCCAUCCAGCUGAACAAGAACAGCUUUGGCCUGUCGCCAGCCUCCCCUCUGCAAGCGGUACCCUUGCCACCCAACCAGAGCGCCGAGGUGAGCCUCGCCCUGGGCACCAACGGACCCAUCCAGCGCAUGGAGCCGCUGAACAACCUUCAGGUGGCGGUGAAGAACAACAUUGACAUCUUCUACUUUGCCUGCCUGGUGCACGGCAAUGUGCUGUUCGCUGAGGACGGGCAGCUGGACAAGCGGGUCUUCCUCAACACCUGGAAGGAGAUACCGGCCGCCAACGAGCUGCAGUACAGCCUGAGCGGCGUCAUCGGCACCACCGACGGCAUCGCCUCCAAGAUGACCACCAACAACAUCUUCACCAUUGCCAAACGCAAUGUCGAGGGCCAAGACAUGCUCUACCAGUCGCUGAGGCUGACGAACAAUAUCUGGGUGCUGCUGGAGCUGAAGCUGCAGCCGGGCAAUCCCGAUGCCACGCUCAGCCUCAAGUCGCGCUCUGUGGAGGUGGCUAACAUCAUUUUCGCCGCCUACGAGGCCAUCAUCCGCUCGCCUUAAACUCAAAGCAAUCGAAACAAGAUAUCCAUGAGCCACAGAACCGUUUCUUAAUGUUUUCUGGAGGUGUUACACUAGAUAACACAAGCAAAUUGUAGUCUACGUAUUAUAUUAUAGCUACUACUAUUAUUGCAUUGUGUGUAUUGGGAGUUCCGAAUUGUUCACGCACCUAUAUAUAACAAAUUGAUAUAUGUAAUACUAAUCCUAAUGAAAGACGCGAGAAGAAGAAAUGUUAAUUGUUAUGAAACGUUGCAUGCUCCGUAGAAACCCAAUCCAAUCGAUGCCGGAGCGUCAUUUAGCCGCAUUCCAAAAUCUACAAUAACCCCCACAACAAACCCAAUGCAUGCAUCUAAGUAUAUGUAUGUGUCCUAGUAAAAAUGUAUGACAUAUGUAUAACACUAAAUAAUCGAAACUUUAA